Bactrocera tryoni is the source of this 2747-nucleotide messenger RNA. It is a transcript of the gene Mkp, whose product is annotated as dual specificity protein phosphatase 19. Gene Ontology annotation, biological process: regulation of MAP kinase activity; protein dephosphorylation. The transcript is spliced from 7 exons. NCBI's taxonomy places the organism in Eukaryota, Metazoa, Arthropoda, Insecta, Diptera, Tephritidae. The record is from RefSeq and is a predicted model, not a curated record. Gene Ontology annotation, cellular component: cytoplasm. Gene Ontology annotation, molecular function: JUN kinase phosphatase activity. The coding region runs from base 1 to 588 and encodes 195 amino acids.
AUGAGUUUCCUCCAGCAGCUACAGACUAAACGAAAGGCCUUGAAAGCCACUGCCACCAAUGUAACCACAGCCAGUGGCAAACGUUUUAUCGAAGCAAACGCAACUACCUCAACAUCAAUACAACAACUACCAGAACAGUGUUAUGGUUUUGUAGUUGAUACCAAACCAGAUACUACACCAGCAUGCAUUCUAGCCGAUUUCCUCUACUUGGGCUCACAAGAUGCUGUAAAUAGUGAAAAUAUAAGUGCAUAUAAGUUAACACACAUUUUAAGCGUUGGCAUUGAGACACCACAUUUAGUUGCUGGGAAAGUGUAUACCAAAUUUUUGCCAUGUCUCGAUUUGCCUGAAACGGUACUAUCCGAGCGUAUUAUCCCAGCGGCGAACCAAUUCAUUAAAGACGCGGCAUUGUCUCGCGGUCGUGUGUUAGUGCAUUGUAAUGCUGGUGUUUCGCGCGCGGCCAGCAUUGUUAUUGCUUAUUUAAUAUUAGUGCGUGGUAUACCGUUUGACGUUGCCUAUGCGUUAGUAAAGUCAAGACGGGAAUGCAUACAACCAAAUGUAGGAUUUAUUAAGCAGUUAAAACAACUUUAAUUAGACGAAGUGUAGUUCUAUGUUUUUGAAUUCAUAUUUUGAAAGUGAAAAAUAGUAAUAGUGAAAUAGUGAUAAAUGAUUUAGUGGAGCAAAAGUGAUGUGAAAUUUAUGGCGAAAUUGCUAAAUAAAUUAGUGAAAAUGGUUUAAUUUUUGGAUUACACAAAUGGGUGCUGAAGUUUGUGGAUGAGAACUAAUUGCAGCGUCUACAACAACAUGUGCAAUACACCUACAGCUAGUCAGUAGUCUGCAAGAACACAACAACAGUUGGGAAUAUUUAAGAAUUUAUGACCCGACUACCUUUGCCUCGGCAUUAUGGAUAAAGUAUCGGUGGUCGAUGCACAAUAUCUGCUUGCGACUGACUGACAGAGUGCCUUCUGUUUCUGUGUGGUUUGUUGCUUGGCCCGACUGGCCUUUUGUUGACGUCGAUGCUCGCACUUUUUGGUAUUUCAUUUGCUUGUUUACUGGAGCGCUCUUGUUCGAACACAAUCGUUUCAUUAUUGCCGCUGAUGUUGUUGUUAAAAGGCAGCGGCUUUUUACUGCCCAAAAUAAUUCCAUCGAGCGACGACCCCACCGAGCGUCCGCCCCACAACACGACUUGAACGCAGCUCACCAACGCGCCUACAAACAUCAAAACAUAGCACAACGCGCGCUACGCACCGUUUCCAUACAAACGGUGCACGCGGAGAGUGAGGUUAGGUUGGAUACAUAGAUAUGUAUGUAUGUAUAAAUUUCGGCUCCGGCGACCGGCUAGCUGACAGCUUUGUGCACAAAUGCUCCUACAAAGCAUACACAAACGCAACCAUCACUUGCAAAAGCGAGCGCAGAACAGUCAGCAAACAGUGCCAGGCUGCUGCUGCUGCUAACGCCGCUGCUACUGCGCCGCCGCCAUGCGGUUAAUGAACGACCAACCAGAUUAUACGGCGUGUAACCUUGAACUCCUAUGUUGGCGCUUUGCUGUUUAAAGAACACAAAAACAACAACAAGUACAACAACUUUGCACACACAAUACAACAAGCAGAAAAACCGCUGACAGCAGGCAGCGGCGUCAGCAGCAUACCAAUUAGAGAAGGCGCAAGUGUUUGCGGCGUCCAGCGAACCCUCCGCAAAACUUGCAAGCAAAAAAAUAACGGACAUUGGCUUGAAAGCUGUUACGCGCUUACUCGCCGGCGCGUGGCUUGCAACAUUUAACAUUUCAGCAUGUCAUCAGAUACUUUUGGCGUCAGCAAACAUCAGCCGCCGCCGCCGCCAGCAGGCAGCAGCAGCAGCAGUGUCAACAAACAGCAAGAAAGUACAGCAAAAAUGCUGGCGCUGCCAAAAAUAAAUGCUAUAAAUGUGCUUGUAUGUGCGUGUGUGCGUGUGUGUGUGCAUAAUGCAAAUAUGCGCAAGUCGCUGCAAUUUUCGUUUAUGACAAGGUGGCAGCGCGGUAGAUCAACGCCACCACGCAACAGCAGCAGCAACAACAACAACUUUUGCGUGCAUAGUCAAAAUGAUAACAACAAAAGUUUGAGAAAAAAAUUACACUCAGCAAAUAUUUGCGGCGCACGACGACUGUACAAACACGCGAAAAUUACAACAACAACAACAAAUAAUAUUGCAAAAGUCACAAAUGCGCAGAGGCGAGCGACCCGGCGGAGCAAUGCCUCCAAAACUACCGUCAUGCAAUUGAUUAUACGGUUGAACACGGCAAUUUUGCAUCGCAUGCAAUAUUGUACACAUUUAUAUGUAUGCGUUUGUGUGUUGUUGCAUAUGUAUGCAUGUGUGUAUAUGCGCUUAUUUUUGCACCAGUCAAGUAAACAACUGCUGGCGGUCGCUCACUUGUUUUAUUGCCGUUUAAUUUUCGGUAUUGACAGUUGUUAUUGCUUUAUGCUAGCACAACAACAACAACAACAGUCAGCAAAUAAGCCGAAAAUUAUUAAAAAAAAAACAUUGGUAACGAGGUCAUUUGCACUUUACGCAAUUGGGAGAAAGAAGUUCAGUCACAAAAGUACUAAAUGGAACAUGCAACGUCAGCGCAAAUGCGGAAUGCAACACUGCAAGUGCAAAAGCACACAAACAACGACUACGUAAUUUAACUUUUGUCAAGAGUUUUGUAUUAUUCUGCUCUAAUUGUUGAAAAAGAGGAAGAAAUUUAAUUACUUGUUUUAAUUUUUUUAUAAUUU